Molecule: messenger RNA, 1276 nt
Organism: Penaeus vannamei (Pacific white shrimp)
Lineage: Eukaryota; Metazoa; Arthropoda; Malacostraca; Decapoda; Penaeidae
Source: RefSeq, a predicted model, not a curated record
AAAACUGGAGCCCACCAGCGCAGGAGUGUCAGCCGAGACCUGGGAAGGGAGCAACCAAAGCUAAGGAUGAGGGGGAGGCAUUGGGGGGAGUGGAGUGGCCUGGGGUAGUGCCAACAAGUAGCGACCCCCUCACUAUGCAACUCCCCCUCCAUUCAGAUAUGACCGAAUCCUCGCAGCUCCACGACUCUUCGAGAGGCAUAGCAGCGUUGCGCAGACUAGGCCGGCCCCACCCCUGCCCGUUCUGCAACAAAGUCUUCCCCUUCAAGUCCAUCCUUCGCAACCACUUGAGAAUACACACAGGGGAGAAGCCCUAUGCAUGUCGAGUGUGCGGGCGGUCAUUCAAUCACUGCAGUAACUAUUAUAAACACGAAAGAGCUUGCGCCUUGAAGCUUGCAGAGUCUGCUGAGGAUCAGACAGCAGCUGCCUCAACAGUUCUGGGUGGAGACCCACAGGGAGAGGUCUGGGGGGAACCUAGGGAUGCCUCUUCUCAGUUACACAGUUCCCAGUAUCAGCAACAAAGCACUAGUCAGCAACUAACAGCUCAGCAUACUCAUUCUGCUCACCACUCCCUACAUGCAUUCCCUUCGCUUCAGCAGCAACAUUCCCACCCAUCGUUAUCACAAAUCCAGCCCUCUGUGCAGCUGACAUCAUCCUCGCAACAGCCUUCCGUAGGACCUCAAGUCCACAACCCUCAGUACCCAACUCGACCAUCUAACAGCACUCACCAACCCUCUUCCUCAAAGGCCUCACCUCCCACGUCAUCUCAUGCGCCUCAACACCGCAUUUCCAUAAUUCCUCAGCCUCCCUCUCACUCCCCUCAGUCAGAGGACCGCCCACGAGAGUCCCCAUUACAUGAGCAGGGCAAAAGUGUAAUGGAAGCGGGGAUUAAUCCAUUGGCGCGACCUCUGACUCUCUCUUGUUGUCACUUGCAGGGGACGUGUGUGUCCGCCGCCGCGCGCUGUCACGACAUGUCGGCUUAUACCAGUGGUGGGGAAGGUGUUGGUGGUGGAGGGAAUGGUGGAGGGGAAGGCGGCGGCGGCAUUCGGAGACUCCUGGAGUGUGAGCACUGUCACAAGCACUUCACUUCACGCUUCAACCUCCAGCGUCACCAGCUCAUCCACACAGGCGCCAAGCCGUAUGAGUGCCCCUUGUGCCACCAACGGUUCAACCAGUCAGGUCAUGUCAAAACUCACCUGAGAACCCGCCAUCCCACCCAAGAGGCUCAAACCCUUGCCGAUUUAGCGAAACUGUAGCCCAUAGCUGCCGGACCCUUGGU